UUAGAUUUUUAUUGUUUAUAGUGAACGUUAAUGAUCGUCCAUUUUUUUUAAAAGGCGCAAACGAUAUGUGCCUCGUUCGGGAAUGUUAGGCUUCAGUAUGUUUGCAGCUGUUCUUGUGUUUGCAUUAGUGAGUGAUCUUCCGCUGAUCGGGUGUAUAUACCUCGAUCCGGAUGUGGCCAUCGGUGGAGAUGCGCCAGAAUAUCGGUACCCGUUCAUGGUGCAGUUGCAACAGUUUAUGGUCGUUAGCUACGUACAUCACUGCGGUGGAUCGUUACUAACGGCGAGCUACAUCCUUACGGCAGCACACUGUACCACCGAGGUUUUAAAGCUGCAAGCCCAAGCUGGCACAGUGUGGAGUAAUUCAAAGGUUGAAGGACAACGAAGAAACGUCAUACGUAUGUUGGGCCACAGUCGCUACAUUCAGGAUGGUACUACCGGACCGUACGAUAUUGGGCUAGCCUUGGUAGAGGAACCAUUCCUAGUAGAUGGUGUUAAUGUCGGCAUCAUUCCACUACUGCCAGAUUAUUACGUACAUCCUUCAGAGACGGAUGUGAUGGGUUUUGGAAAGAUCGAUCUCGAUGAUACACUGCCCGAUCGGUUGCGAGUUGUUCGCUGCAGCCUUCAUCCUUCGAACGACUGCGAGAAUGAUGCACGGACGGAUGCGUUCUGUGUAGGAAGUGCGGGCGCGACCGCCUGUCAGGGUGAUUCCGGUGGUCCCGUAGUGGGAACGAUCGACGGUGUUGAUUGGUUGGUUGGUUUGGUUUCUCAUGGCAAGCAGGAAUGUGGGUCGGGACCAAUCAUUUGUACGGAUGUAAAGUUUUAUGAGGAUUGGAUAAAGGAAGCAGUACACAAUUUAACGUUCGAUACUGAUGAGGCAGUUAGUACGAAUUGAAACCAUUUUGUUUGUUUAAAAAGAUAAUUUAAAAUAUAACUUUAUUGUAACAUUUAAACAUUUAACUUAAAACAACACAAAAUUACAUAACACAAAA
Molecule: messenger RNA, 989 nt
Organism: Anopheles funestus (African malaria mosquito)
Lineage: Eukaryota; Metazoa; Arthropoda; Insecta; Diptera; Culicidae
Product: lectizyme-like
Exons: 2
Coding region: 83-892 (269 amino acids)
Biological process (GO): proteolysis
Molecular function (GO): serine-type endopeptidase activity
Source: RefSeq, a predicted model, not a curated record